Molecule: messenger RNA, 1844 nt
Organism: Diospyros lotus (date-plum)
Lineage: Eukaryota; Viridiplantae; Streptophyta; Magnoliopsida; Ericales; Ebenaceae
Exons: 8
Coding region: 175-1281 (368 amino acids)
Molecular function (GO): Hsp90 protein binding
Source: RefSeq, a predicted model, not a curated record
CAUGUUUCGGUGCUCUUCGUCUUCACUUCUAUGCUCCUGGAAACAUCGGGACAGCAGAACCACGGUACGCGGGAGUUCUGCAAGUUCAUCUUCGAGGCUCGGUCUCGAAGACCAGAAGAUCUGUAACUGUUAAAUCGAUCUCUGCGUCUUGGUGUAUAGCGGAGAAACGCAGAAAUGGCUCUAUGGAUGGAAAAAGGUUCAGAACCGGAGACGGAAAAGGAGAAAGCAGACCUCGAGGCCAUCAACGCCCUCAAACAAUCGGCCGCUAUCGAACUGAAGGAAAAGGGCAAUGAAUAUGUGAAGCUGGGUAAAAAGCAUUAUUCAGAUGCCAUUGAUUGUUACACCAGGGCAAUAAAUCAGAAGGUUCUAAGUGAUUCUGAGAAUUCAAUUCUCUUUGCUAAUAGAGCACAUGUUAAUCUACUUCUGGGAAAUUACAGACGUGCUCUCAGGGAUGCUGAGGAGGCAAUCAAACUCUGUCCAACAAAUAUCAAGGCAUUUUACAGAGCUGUCAAAGCAUCAUUGUCUCUGAACCUGUUGUUGGAAGCCAAACAAUAUUGUGAAAAAGCACUUCAGCAAUCCCCAGAUAAUGAGGAACUAAGGAAGCUUGCUAGAGAAAUUGCUUUGCAGAAGUCAGAGUGUGAACGUCAUGGGGCUGAAAUUUCCAUGGCUGUGGCUGAAGCUAAGGGCACUGUUUCUGCUAUUGAAGAUAGAAAACUGAAUAUUGGGAAGGCCAGUUUUCAAGAACUCGUUGGAUUGAAGAAGCCAAUAUUAGAUAACAAUAACAUUCUUCACUGGCCUGUUCUUUUUCUAUAUGCAGAAGUUAUGAGCAGUGACAUUAUUGAGGACUUCUGUGAGACUGACAUGUUUUCUGUUCAUCUUGAUAUGAUGUUUUCCGAAGAUUGUCCACCAUUGCCUUGGGAUAAAGAAAAAGCUUACACCAGGGAGGCUGUUGAACUUUAUUAUGAGACAGGAUCUGGAGUUUACUUAUCCAAGAAGGAAAUUCUUUGCUAUCUUUUAGAGGGAACUGCCGGAGCACAUCUUGAAGGCAUUGGUGAUGAAGUAGAACAUGCAGCCAAUUCUUCAGAUUGCAGCAUCUCUGCAGGCCAGGGUCCAUCUAAAUGGGUCAAAGUAAAUGAAAAGAGAACUCUGUAUGACGUUUUGAGGGAACCAAAUUUUGUCAUCCCUGGGAUCCCAGUGUUUUAUGUCGUUUCAAAGAAAUCCAGCUUUUAUAAAGAUUUCAGAGCUGGAAAGUGGGCUCCUCCAAGACUGCAUGAUGAAUAAGUUGCACAAUGACACAAUAAUUUACUCCAACUUCAAAGGCAUUGAUUAUCAUCCAGGAGUUUUCGCAUUCUACCCAAUAUGUGGAUUUGAUAAGAAAGUCAAGUCUGUCGAUGUACUAUUAUUAGAUAACACAGAGAAGCUGGUUUUUUCUUGGCCUGUUGAUUCUCGUCAAGUUUUGAGACAAAAGGCAGGAUGGAUGGAUGGAGGGGUUGGAACAGCCAGGAGUCUGGAUCAUCGACUUGACUCAAGUUUUGUGCAUCUUGGCCCCAACUUCCUAAGAAAUCGCUAUUAAUUACUCUUUCCAGGACUCUUUUUAUGUAAGGCCCUUCUGUUUUGCUUGUGUUGCUGCAAUUGGGUCUUCCUUCCAUCUGUUAUAUCUGAUGUCCAUAAAUUGGAGUCACUAUGGUUGGUCAACUGUGAUGGAAGCAUCAGUAGCCGGAAUGCCUUGCGGCCCCUGCUCCUGCUUCCACUUCAACGGUACAAAUCAACGUAAUUUAAUUAGUGUAUGUAUCAUCAUCUUCUCUUUGAAUAAAGUUUGGGGAACUUGGUGAUCCUCAAAUCCA